Messenger RNA from Apis laboriosa (Himalayan honeybee), 856 nucleotides. RefSeq lists its product as uncharacterized. NCBI's taxonomy places the organism in Eukaryota, Metazoa, Arthropoda, Insecta, Hymenoptera, Apidae. The record is from RefSeq and is a predicted model, not a curated record. The transcript is spliced from 4 exons. The coding region runs from base 217 to 792 and encodes 191 amino acids.
CGAUUAUUUUAAUAUUUAUAAUAUGAUAAAAUUAAAAACCAGACUAUAUUAAUCGUACGAGAUAUUUCAGUAAUAAUCGAUGUACCGAAAUCAUACAGUAAUGUAUCUAUAAAAGUUUUAAUUUAUAAAUAAUAAAUCUUAAUAACGAUCUAUACCUUCCCAUACUGAUUGAUAUAAAACAGUUGUAUUUAAAAUUCUUAGAGAACGGAUAUCGAUAUGAAUUCAGAAACGAUAACUUGGAUUUUCAUCGUUUAUUCAGUUUGUGUCUUGGAAAACUGUUAUAGUUUAGAUUACAAUGGUGCUAAAAUAGUGACUUACGGUGAACCUUGCGUUACAUCUCGUCGAUUACCUUUUCAGAUAGAAGGGCCUAAAGCACCUCAAAAAGAGGAAAAAAUACCAGUGUCAUUGAAUUUUAAAAUGAUUCCUGAUACAUAUAUUGAGCCACGUCGUAUUGAAUAUCCAAUUUCAUUGGACAUUCCAUGUAGUACUCCAUCACCAACAGAAAAAAAGUACGUCGAAGAUACCUUACGUGGUAAAGUUUAUACGUACAAUACUUAUGUUCCUCCUGUUAAUUCUCCAUCAUUUCCAUCUAUGAAAAAUUAUAACUUUAAAAUUGAAAACGUUCCAGUUACGACCAAAAAUAAUUAUAAUUCUGAAUGCGAAAUGAAACAAGUUCAACGAUUGAAAGGACUUCAAUCUCGAAUUGAUCGAGUACUCGUUCCUGCUUGUGAAGUUUCAUCAUUGUCAUUAUCAUCAUCAUCAUCAUCAUCAUCAUCGUGUCAAUGUCAAUAAAUUUAAUAAUUACAGAAUUAUUUAUAUUAAUAAUAAAAUAUAAUAUAUUGAAAUAUAAAAAUGA